AUGGCAACUACCAUUGAUCCUAGUAUCUCGCUUAAUCCAGUCAAAGAUGCGACCGUCUCACAAGGGUAUUAUAGUGUUUCUAGAGGAACCCUACUAAGUCGUGACACAUACACGGAUCGGGACAUAGUAGAUAAUGACAGUUCCCCUCCCCGAAAUGAAGGGAUAGCAGCAGGUUUUGGUAGCUUAGGUCUUUUAAAAAACCGCCGUCACCGAUUGAGGAGGUGGUGGAAUAGAUUCUAUUUGGGUGAAAAGCACGAACCUAAUAAUAGCUCAGACACCGAAGGAGUUUCAGAUACCAAUGAUAAUGCCGGAACAAGUGCCAUUGCAACUGCAGGUACUACUGCUGCAUUGGAUGGUAAUGAUGUUAACCUCAAUGCCAAAUUCGAUUCGAAAAAGCCCUUUUCACUGGAAGCGUCUAAUAAGCCAAAACUCGUCGAACGUUUAAAUACAGAUUCUGGUUCUGACACACAAAUUGAAAACACCGAUAUUGAGGAUUCGGAAGACAGCUUAAGGUGGAGGUACUCGAACAAAUUUCAUACGUUGAAGGACUGGAUCCACAAGACGCUAAGGAAGACGCGCAAUUCAUCUUCAAUUUUCCAGCAUGGGUUGGUCAUUUCGGAUCUUUAUUUCCAUUCGGAGCGACAUAUGAAGGCAAAAUUCCACACCCCAGCUGACUUGACGGCAAAGUUCAGGAGUAAGAGCAACACUCUGGGAGCCACGCAUGGUUUGGAAGCAACUGAUAAUGAGGCUUCCGCUUCCCAGGAUAUUCCUCCCUGUCCAGCUACCGCCUAUGACAGCGAGACUGACACUGACGCUGACCAGAGCUCCGAUGCUGAAUCGGAGGGCGAAUAUAGGGCGCAAGUAAUGAAUGUUCAAAUGUUGGACAGUCUGCGCACCAACCCUAACCAACGCAGUAGCGUCGCCAGCUUUAACCAUGUCGGUCACAUGGGUGACGUCUCCAUAAAAGACGAAGAAGAGGAGAUGGGUGACCUGCACAUCAGAUUGAAAGAUAUUGGACUCUCACCCACCAACGAAUUUUACCGCGAGCUAUAUGCCAUUUGUAACAUCUAG
Eremothecium sinecaudum is the source of this 1071-nucleotide messenger RNA. Its product is annotated as HDR170Cp. Lineage: Eukaryota; Fungi; Ascomycota; Saccharomycetes; Saccharomycetales; Saccharomycetaceae. Bases 1 to 1071 code for a protein of 356 amino acids. The transcript has a single exon. The record is from RefSeq and is a predicted model, not a curated record.